CAGCAUCCUAUCAAAUUCUCCAUAUCCGCAUCCGUAUGGUACGAACGGCACCAUGCCACAGACGCGCAGCAUGCGUCAGCUCACUAGUAUAGUUAUGAGCAUGUGUAAGAAUACAGAUAAGACUCGGACUCGUCGACGAAAGGAGCUUCACUUCAGCAUCCUUCUCGACAAUAUUUGCACAUCUCCCAGUCCAGUCCAGUCCAGCCUAGACAACCCCCCAGCAGUCCUUCAGGUGGUACCCGCAGAGCCCUGGCGAGAACGGCCGCCCGCGGCAACGCCUUCGGUGUUUAGCGUGGGCGUGCGCACAUCCAAGGAUCCUUUCAAGGGCAGUCGUGGAUUUCGGAAUCCUUGUGGAGGAAGAGGCGGCGCGACGGCGGCGGCGUUGUCGCCCCCCCCACCCCUUCCCCUUCCCAUCCUAUCUGGGGCCGUCUGGGGAAUGUUUAUUUCUUCCAUCAAUCAUGUUCGCGGGGAGAGCGGGCCCCCCGUCCUUAGGCCUCGUUUGACGGGUUGGAUAGAUCAUGGCUUACUUCUUAGCUGAAUAUUCCAUGGUGUGGUUUGGGGACUCCGGAUUUUCCAGUGGUUCGACUUUUUUUCCUCCUGUUUGUCCAUUUGACUCCGGAUUGCGGCACGGCGUUUUCUGGGGUCCGGGGGAGAUGAAGCGGAGAGGACCUGGAGUCACGAUGGCAGUUGGUGCUAGUGCCAAGAUGGGGAUGGGUUGAUUUUCUUCAGAGGGUCGAAUCUGUGCCGAUGGGAUAGAGGUUUUCCCAACGAUCGAGAGAGGCAGAGGUCAUGGGUGCUCACUGCUCGCAGGCGAUCUUGGCCUUGCAUUACUCGCCAUGUUUCUUGGGUCCCAGGCCCUUGGGAUU
Messenger RNA from Colletotrichum phormii, 866 nucleotides. RefSeq lists its product as uncharacterized. The record is from RefSeq and is a predicted model, not a curated record. NCBI's taxonomy places the organism in Eukaryota, Fungi, Ascomycota, Sordariomycetes, Glomerellales, Glomerellaceae. Bases 53 to 538 code for a protein of 161 amino acids. The transcript has a single exon.